AUAGGCCUCUUUGUCUCUGAUUUGGAUAAUGGGGCUAAAGUAAAAUUGAAGCUCAUAUUCAGUCACGUUACUUUGUGUACAUUGUGGGUGUACAAGAUCAUCAUUGAAGAUUUUUGGGGUUGUUGAACGCGCUAUACUGUACAACUAUAGCAAGGAGAUGGAUAGUACCUGGACUCUGGCUACUGCUGGAUCGUUUCUUCUCGCUCUCUUCUUCACUGUUGUGGCCAUUUUUAUCCACUGGUUUGGACUUUUCGAUCUUCUUUUUCACACAGUCGAUAGAAAAUCGAAACGAAAUGGAGGAGAAUUAGUGGCGUCUACGCUCAAAAGUCAUGGCAUUAAGUACGUCUUUACGCUAGUUGGUGGACACAUCUCUCCCGUGUUGGUUGCUUGUGAGAAGCAAGGCAUUCGUGUGAUCGAUACUCGUCAUGAAGUUACAACUGUCUUUGCUGCCGAUGCUGUUGCUAGGUUGUCUGGAGUUAUUGGUGUUGCGUGCGUAACUGCCGGGCCUGGAUUGACCAAUACGAUUACAGCCGUUAAGAAUGCCAUUAUGGCGGAGUCCCCAGUGUUAGUUCUUGGAGGAGCAGCUGCCACCAUCAUGAAGGGGAGGGGAUCUCUUCAGGAUAUCGAUCAACUCUCACUCUUCAAGCCUCUCUGUAAAUUCACCGCUUCUAUCAAACGUGUUCGAGACAUUGUACCAACCCUGUGCAAGGCUAUCCAGAUCGCUAAUAGUGAUACACCUGGGCCUGUAUUUGUUGAGCUACCCAUCGAUUCUCUCUACCCGUACGACAUUGUUGUCAAAGAGAUUUUCCCUAAAAGUCAGUCUAAGUCGAUUAAGAACCGAAUUGUGAAAGUAUAUCUCGAAAACUAUGUGGAUCGAUUGUUUGCUGGUGCAUUCACACCUCAAGAUGCUAGCCCACUCCCAAUCACCUUCCCCAAAGCCAACCAAAGUGAAAUCGCACAGUGUGCUUCUCUGGUUAGAAAUGCAAAGAAGCCGUUGUUCAUUUUGGGCAGUCAAGUCUCCCUCCCUCCCGCAAAAUCCUCUGAAGUUCGAGCAGCCCUUGAGAAAAUGGGAGUCCCCUGCUUCCUGGGGGGUAUGUCUCGUGGUUAUCUGGGCAAGAAUAGUCGCAUUCAUAUCCGUCAAAAGAGGAAGGUUGCUGUGAAGGACGCCGACAUUAUUGUUUGCCUGGGAGCGGUAGCCGAUUUUCGUUUAUCGUACGGUCGAAUCUUCAGCAGCAAAUCUAAGAUUGUGGCAGUCAACAGAUCAAAAUCUCAGCUCUCUUUAAACACUGACUCCUUCUGGAAACCACACCUCUUGAUCAACGGUGACCCUGGUCUUUUUGUCGUUGCACUGAUGGAAGCUAUUGGAGACGACUUCACAUGCGCUGAGGAGUGGCUCGAGGAACUAAGGCAACGAGAUGAGGAGGUGAACACGGAAAAUCGGAAGAAAGCAGAAGUGGUACCAAAAGAGCAUCUGAACCCACUAAGCGUACUCUACCAAACUGAAGAAGCAUUGGAUGAUAAUUCCAUCUUGGUGGCUGAUGGAGGUGACUUUGUCGGUAGUGCUGCGUACAUCCUGCACCCCAGAGGUCCUCUCAAGUGGCUCGACCCUGGUGCAUUCGGUACUCUUGGUGUUGGAGGAGGUUUUGCUUUAGGGGCAAAGUUAUGCAACCCCGAUGACGAUGUUUGGAUUAUCUAUGGUGACGGUUCUCUUGGUUACAGCGUGGCCGAGUUUGACACUUUUGCUCGGAACAAGAUUCCCGUGAUUGCUCUUGUUGGAAAUGAUGCGUGCUGGACGCAAAUCAAACGAGAACAGGUGCCUAUGUUUGGUAGUGAUGUGGCGUGUAACCUUAGUUACUGCGAUUACGAUGUGGUUGCCAACGGUUUUGGAGGAGUUGGGUUCAAACUAACAGCUGACUCAACAGCUGAAGAAAUAAAAGACACUCUAAAGAAAGCCAAGGAGAUAUCUCGAGGAGGAGUACCAGUUCUCAUCAACGUUCUGAUUGGAAAGAGUGACUUUAGAGAUGGUUCUAUUUCAGUCUGAACUUUACCAUGCACAGGUGGACUUGCUAGCUGUAGUUAGGAGUUAAUAUUUAUGAGAGUGACACUAUUUAUAUACACUAGCUCUGAAGGUCAUUAUAUAUAGCCUCUUUAUACAUUUCUUAGCCCCAUUAUGUACCCUUUAUGUGUGUGUUUCUUUUUUGCUCAAACAUUUACUAUUGCUGCUUCAAACAACAUUAAUAUGUACACGAACUAUUAAUUACUGUUGAUGUUCUCAUGUGA
This is a messenger RNA of Halichondria panicea, 2280 nucleotides long. RefSeq names its product 2-hydroxyacyl-CoA lyase 2-like. Gene Ontology annotation, molecular function: flavin adenine dinucleotide binding; thiamine pyrophosphate binding; magnesium ion binding. Gene Ontology annotation, cellular component: acetolactate synthase complex. Gene Ontology annotation, biological process: L-valine biosynthetic process. The record is from RefSeq and is a predicted model, not a curated record. Lineage: Eukaryota; Metazoa; Porifera; Demospongiae; Suberitida; Halichondriidae. The transcript is spliced from 2 exons. Bases 158 to 2041 code for a protein of 627 amino acids.